AUGGAUGUUGUAGUAGAAGUGUCGUCGAUGGAGCGACUUACAGAAUGUAACUUGGCUUACUUCUAUCAGAUCCCGAAAGGUCUGUUCAUCAAAGUUGAAGCUAUGAACGAGACCUUGUUCAAUCAUUGUUACCUGAGCUCUUCUUGGAACCUGGAGGACUUGUCUGAUUCUGUGGCUGUCACUGAUCUCAAGCCUCUGAUUAUCUUCUCCAAGAAGCAGAUGAGGAAGGUUUUUGUGUUUAAGGACGAGUUCAAGUUCCCAGUUCAUUUUAGAUAUAAUCCGGCUAAAUACCCGGAGGGUAAGCUGAUGCAAAUAUAUUUUAUAUUGUUAUCGUACAUAUAAUUAUAAUGUAUGUAAUAUUUAAUGUUUUUGUAUUUUUACAGUGUACUAAUGAUGCAAAUCGAAGUUUUACGUUGUUUUAGAGCUUCCCCCAAUAGUAGAAAUUGCGUCUCCAAGAGUUUACAUCAGAUGUAUGGAGAACAAAACCUUGCUGGAGGAAGAAACUUGCUACAAGAACAGAGAAAAUGUAGGUUGAAAGAGCAGACUUAAUACUAUUAUAAAUAGGAUAAUAUAAGGUUAUAUAUAGUCAUAACUUUACUUUUUGUAAGAUUUUAUAGUUUUACUUCAUUUUAGUUAGCUUGUGGAUGCAACCAAUCACCUAGAUGCAGCUAUAUUCGUCUCAAUGCAUCAGCUUCAUCUCCCAAACAGAAGGCUACAGUACCUUCUGGAGACAAGUCCAAGGUACAAUUGGUAGUGGCUUCUACCUUGGUCUUUGUGUUCGUAUGUUUGGUGGUGAUAUUUGUUUCUACUCCAGCUCAAAAGUCAAAGAAAAAGUGA
Bursaphelenchus okinawaensis is the source of this 837-nucleotide messenger RNA. The record is from the annotation of a GenBank genome assembly. NCBI's taxonomy places the organism in Eukaryota, Metazoa, Nematoda, Chromadorea, Rhabditida, Aphelenchoididae.